This is a messenger RNA of Mesitornis unicolor (brown roatelo), 73 nucleotides long. RefSeq names its product ADP-ribosylation factor-like. The record is from RefSeq and is a predicted model, not a curated record. Gene Ontology annotation, molecular function: GTPase activity; GTP binding. The transcript has a single exon. NCBI's taxonomy places the organism in Eukaryota, Metazoa, Chordata, Aves, Mesitornithiformes, Mesitornithidae. The annotation marks the transcript as partial.
GAUGCCGCCGGUAAGACCACCAUCCUCUACAAGCUGAAGUUGGGCGAGAUCGUCACCACCAUCCCCACCAUCG